CAACACUGACGGAAGUGGCGUUGAUUUUCGCGCAAGGAAACUCGUCCUGCUCCUGGCGCGCCAAAUUUCAAAGCACUUCCUGGGGAAGAGGAGGCGAUAAGAUUUACCGCGGAGCACAAAUAAAAGACUUACGUAGCGUUUUACAAAACAUAUACCUUCAUAUUUUGGAAUGAAGACCAGCAGUCGAGCAACUGGCCACUACAUAUGCACUUUUAAUAUUUCAUCCACCUUUGCUGCAUCUUUAUAGUUUUAAUAAUUUUUUAGCAUGUCAUAUUUUAUUUUCUGGGCGUAAUAAUCUUUUAUAAGAGUCAUAUUUGAAAGUGUUUCUGAGAGGAGGAUCUUCAGCGGAGGAUGUUUAUCUCCGUGUGAUAUGAGAGCUGCUGUUUGCCAGCUGUGUUGAGGUUUUUCCUGCACAGUUAUUUGUGGGAUGUCAAAAUGUCUUCAGGUGUCCAGCCGUGUUUUCAGCUGUUGAGGAUUGGACUGUCUGACACAAACACUAGUAACGCUCAGGGAAAUGCGUCGUCAGACUCCGUCCGUGACCUGUACACUUUCUGGCCCGCACUGGCCCAGUGUGUGUUUCGUUUGGGACGGGACACGGAGCAGUGUGACGUCACUCUGGAGUCCAUGAUCGUGUCCCGUGUCCAUGCAGAGCUCCAUGUGGAAAGAGAAACUGAUGGCUCUGGAGAAGAGAGCUGGAGAGUGCAAGUGAAGGACCGCAGCAGUUAUGGCACGUGGGUAAAUGACUUGCGUCUCCAACAAGGGGUCUUAAAGGAAAUCUUAGAUGGUGACACGCUCACCAUCGGCGGCCAAUCAGGACGGGCGAGUCCAGAGUUCUACUUCCUCUUCCAGAAAGUACGGGUUCGUCCGCUGGACUUCGACGCCAUCACUGUGCCCAAAGCGGGUUCCUUCUCAUCGGACAUAAAGAACCGGAUCAGAACGAGCUCGGACCGUAAACCAGACCCAGCUCUGGAGAUCUCAAAGCUGUCCAUCAACAGAGCCACGGUCAUCCUCAACUCCAUCGGCAGCCUGAGCAAGAUGAACGGCAGCUGCUGGACCUUCAAGAAGAACCAGAAUACAAGCACCUUAAACACGCCAGCGUUCACCGCUCUGGCUCCGCCCACGACUCCGCCUCCUUUCCAGGCCGCUGGAGAGAUUUCAUCCAAGUCUGUCCCGCUGUCCUCAAAGAGCCGACGCAAGUCAGCCCACACGGUUCUGCUGGAGGACGACAGCUCGGACGAUCCCUCGAGCCGCAGAGACCUGGAGGACGGACGCAGGGGACAAGCCAAGAAAAGACGGCGGCUUUACAAGUCAGAGUCAGAGGUGUUUCAGCCCCCUCUGCCCAAACUGGAGCAGAGCUGUCAGUCACAGAUGGACGUGAGCAAACACUCCAGCAGCAGCAUUUACAGUGUGCCCUCCAACCGGCAGUUCAGUCACAUCCUCAACAUCUCGAGUCACACCAAAGGUGACGGCAUCAGUGUGUCGCCCCUCCGCCUGCAGAAGCCCUGCUUGUCUGGUCCUGGACGGAGACCGAGGGCUCACAGCUCGCCCGUGUUCACCACCUUCAGGAUGGGAGGUGAGAAUUAUAACCUGACCUCUCCGUCAGCGAGGAUGAGCAAGAACGAGAAGACCAGGGGAGUGAUCUCUCGCUUUCAGACCUCUACUGGACGUCGACGUGGAAGGCCUAGAAAACACCCGCUGCCACAGCCUUCCCUGCCGCCUCCCUCUUCAUCAUCCUCUUCCAGCUCCUCUUCCUCCUCCUCCUCCUCAUCAUCCUCUGAAGAUGAAGAGGUGGCGGUGGCUCAGGGGGUGGAGCCGUGUGCAGCGGCUCGCUGUCAUCUCCCGCAGCAGGACACUGUGCAGUGGAUCCAGUGUGACGACUGUGACGCCUGGUAUCACCUCGACUGUUUACCACACAACCACAACCGAGCCUCGCUGCUCCUCGACCCCAGCGCAGACUUCCACUGCGGCUGCCACUGAGCGCCGCCUCCGCUUCCUCUGCUGCACAGCUUCUAGUAAACCAAAUGCUCUCAAACAUUGUUCAUAUCACAAUCAGAUGCAGAUAAGUUGCUUCCUGGCAUCUAGAGUGCAAACCUCAGAUGUUUUCUGCAGUGGUGCUAAUUGCUUUGAACUGAUUUGGAUGAAAUGAGGGUGAUGGAUUUGCACAGCAGCUUCAGGAGCAUCCAGACAUGCUGCAUCCCAUUAUAACACCUGAUGCUUUCUGACUGUCUCUGAUAGAUAUGUAUUCAAUAUACGCAACAAUGAAAUCUUCAAUAUGCUGAAAAAUCUAAAUAAGUAUGAAUAUGAAAAUGGGAGUUUAUAUUUUUGGAAGAAUGGAUGAAUUGAGUCUUUGAUCCAGAUAUCGAGGAUGCUUUCGCUGGGUUUGUUAACUAGAUAUAAUAUGCUUUGCCGACAUAUUAGCUGGUGUAUAAUAUGUUAUCAUUGAAUACUGUAUGUUUGCAAAUGGGCAAUAAGGAUCUAUAUAAUAUUCUGUCUUAUUCAAGGGUUUCAUUGGCAUUACUUGGCUUUUUUGUAUUUUCAGAAUCAGAACAUUUAAUAACAGCUUAAAUCUUAAAUCACUCCAAACAUUUCUAUGGUCAUUUUUUAAAGGAAGGGUUCAUACCAAAAAUGAAAGUUUGCUGAAAAUGUACUCAACCUUGAGCUGUUUCUUUAUUAGAAGAGAUUUGGAGAAAUUCAGCAAUUCAUCACUUGUUCACCAAAUGGAUGCUCUGCAGUGAAUGGGUGCCGUCAGAAUGAGAGUCCGAACAGUUGAUAAAAACAUCACAAUAAUCCACUCCGCUCCAGUCUAUCAGAUAAUGACUUGAGAAGUGAAACACUGCUCGUCUGUGAAAAACAAAUCCAUUAUUAACUUUAAACUGUCACUUCUGUCUAAAAUACCAGUUCGUAAUCCAUAAUAACGUUUCCACCAGUGAUAAAGUCCAUCUCCUUUUGUCUGCUCACAUCAAAAUCCACCCACACAUUAGUUUUGAACUAUUUUUGCUUGUAAAUGGUGCUUGAUCUGUGAAGUUUUCUCCCACAAUUUAGACAAUUCAAUAGAUGAUGACUUGUAUUUUAGCUGGAAUAAGUUAAAACAUGUUAUAUUUGUUUCUUCCUAUUACUUGUGAUGUUUUUAUCAGCUGUUUGGACUCUCAUUCUGACGGCACCCAUUCACUUCAGAGGAUAAGCAAGUGAUGUAAUGCUACCUUUUUUCAAACCUGUUCUCAUGAAGAAACAAACUCAUGUACAUCUCAGAUCAAGGUGAUGACAUUUUCAGCAGUUGAACUGUUCCUCUAAGCGUGACGUGGCUUGCACACACACACACACACACACACGUGAUUGUCAGUUGUUUGUUGUAAUGUGGCCUGUGAUUAACUCCAGCUUUGUUUGGGAUCUGGACUAACCCUGUGUAGCGGUAUCUGUCUGUAAGAAUCGAGUCUCUGUGGUAUGAAUGUUAAAAGAUACUUUCACUGUCUUCACUUUAACUCAAUAUUCUAGAAAUGACAAAUGACUCCUGUCGCAAUGUGUGUCUUGUUGGGAAUCAAGGGCUGAAUAAAGAACUCUAUAUUUAAA
Carassius gibelio (silver crucian carp) is the source of this 3567-nucleotide messenger RNA. Its product is annotated as transcription factor 19-like. The record is from RefSeq and is a predicted model, not a curated record. The transcript has 4 exons. Gene Ontology annotation, cellular component: nucleus. Gene Ontology annotation, biological process: regulation of gene expression. Gene Ontology annotation, molecular function: protein binding. NCBI's taxonomy places the organism in Eukaryota, Metazoa, Chordata, Actinopteri, Cypriniformes, Cyprinidae. The coding region runs from base 436 to 1977 and encodes 513 amino acids.